AUGAUGGACACAAAAAAGAAGAAAGAAAUAAAAUAUUUAAGAAUUAAAAGGAAUAAGAAUCUUAAUUUUAUAUACUUGAAGAAUUUUUAUCAAAGAAUUAAUAAAAUUAGAUACAAAGAUAAAGAGGUAUUAUCAGAACAAGUUGACAAUAUCAUUAACAAAGUGAUAAAAACACAAGAAAUUCGAAUUAAUAAAUUAAAUGAAUGA
Molecule: messenger RNA, 207 nt
Organism: Entamoeba dispar SAW760
Lineage: Eukaryota; Evosea; Mastigamoebida; Endamoebidae
Exons: 2
Coding region: 1-207 (68 amino acids)
Source: RefSeq, a predicted model, not a curated record